Molecule: messenger RNA, 2013 nt
Organism: Daktulosphaira vitifoliae (grape phylloxera)
Lineage: Eukaryota; Metazoa; Arthropoda; Insecta; Hemiptera; Phylloxeridae
Product: probable cytochrome P450 49a1
Exons: 11
Coding region: 437-1984 (515 amino acids)
Molecular function (GO): iron ion binding; oxidoreductase activity, acting on paired donors, with incorporation or reduction of molecular oxygen; heme binding
Source: RefSeq, a predicted model, not a curated record
UUCCUACAUACAAAAUGUUGUCCAGCCAAAGUGUUUUAAAACAGCAGUAAAUAGUUAGUAUAGUCAUGACGUCAUGGUUUCAUGCUAGGAUGUUGUUUAACUUUUCGCUUUUCGUGAAAUGUUAAAACGUAAAGAUAAAAAUGAUUUUUUAAUGGUAUUUCUAAGAAAUUAAAUUUUUCAUAGCCAUUAAUUCCAGGACAACAGCUCAAAAAAAGUUUAUUAACCCCUCUUUCGAAUAGAAUAACAUUUCAUUGAUCGUUUCCAAACAUGUUAACUAAAACGACGCCCAUUAAACGAACAACAGAUUGACGACAGAAUGACAACCAUGAACUGCAUGGUACAGUACAAUAGGAAAUAUAGAAUGAUGCUAACAUGGUAUUUCUGUCAACGCUUACGAUCGAAAAUAGUUUAUCAUAAAGUGCGCUGAAGGUUUAAAAUGAUAGUACUCACUAAACGUCUUCGAGUUCCUGGAUUGUCUGUAGAUAAACUGUUUAAAUCCACUUUAGUUACUGCUACAUUACAAAACGAUGCGGACUUUAAAAAUUACGAGGAUAUGCCUGGACCGAAUCCAUUACCUUUGCUGGGAAAUAAUUGGCGAUUUUUGCCAAUCAUCGGUAAUUACAAUAUUUCUGAAAUAGACAAACUAUCUUUGAGUUUAUGGAAAAAAUACGGAGACGUUGUAAAAAUCGGUAGUCUUCUUGGCAGGCCUGAUAUGGUGUUUUUAUAUGACGCAGAUGAAAUUGAAAAAGUUUUCAGGAAUGAAGAACUUAUGCCACAUCGGCCAUCAAUGCCUUCAUUAAAUUAUUAUAAACAUGUCCUUAGGAAAGAUUUUUUUGGUGAUUUAGCGGGCGUUAUUGCUGUACACGGGGAAAAGUGGUAUCAAUUUCGCAGUAAAGUACAGCAACCUAUGCUUCAACCGAGAACAGCAAAAUAUUAUAUUGGUACUAUCGAUGAAACAGCAAUAUCAUUUGUUAAUAGAAUAAAAAAAAUUAAGAAUCACAAGCAAGAGGUACCUGAUGAUUUUUUAAAUGAGAUACACAAAUGGUCUCUUGAAUCAAUAGCAAGGGUGGCACUUGAUCAAAAGCUUGGUUGCUUUGAUGAUGACUUCAAAAUUAACUCGGACACUCAAAAUCUUAUAAAUGCUAUAAAUACAUUUUUCGAAAAUGUACCAGUACUCGAACUGAAAAUUCCUUUUUGGAAACUGUUUAAUACUCCUACUUGGAAAAAAUAUAUUGGCGCACUGGAUGUGAUUACAGAGAUUACUUCAAAGCAUAUUAAUAAAUCAUUAGAUCAACUUUUGUCAGAAAAAUCAUUCGUAACUGAUCAUCAAUCGUCAUUAUUGCAGCGAGUAUUAAGUUUAGAUCCAUCAAAUCCAAAACUUGCACAAAUACUAUCAUUAGAUAUGUUCAUCGUUGGAAUAGAUACGACAUCUGCUGCAUUAGCAUCAAUUUUGUAUCAGUUAAGUAAAAAUCCAGACAAACAGAAAAAACUAAGAGAAGAAAUUUUUUGUGUGUUAUCUGAUGGAAAUUCUCAACUAACAUCUAGUAAAUUAGAACAGCUUCAAUAUCUUAAAGCUUGUAUUAAAGAAACUUUGAGAAUGUAUCCGGUUGUGUUAGGAAAUGGAAGAUGUAUGACGAAAGAUACAGUCGUUGGUGGAUACAAAGUACCAAAAGGAGUGCAAGUCAUAUUUCAACACUACGCUAUUAGCAACAGUACUAAAUAUUUUAAUCAGCCUGAUCAAUUUUUACCAGAAAGAUGGUUGAAAGGAUCACCUCAUAAACAUCAUCCUUUUGCUAGCUUACCUUUCGGUUAUGGUAAAAGAAUGUGCUUAGGUCGCCGUUUUGCAGACUUAGAGCUCCAAACUGUAUUAGCAAGAAUUUUGUUAAAUUUCCAGGUUGAAUAUAACUAUGGUUUAUUAAAUUAUACUGUUCAUCCAAUUUAUAUGCCAAAUGGACUACUGAAAUUUAAAAUGAUUGAAGACUAAAAUGACCAAAAACAAAUUUUGUAACAUAA